AUGGCCAGAAAUCAGAAAGUUGUCGUGGUCGGUGCCGGCCCCGUCGGCUCAUUGGCUGCCCUCUAUGCUGCCCAGCGCGGUCACGAUGUCGAGAUUUACGAGUUGCGUCCUGACCUUCGUGACCCGACGACAACUCUGUUGAACUUCACCCGCUCCAUCAACUUGGCAUUGUCGGAGCGCGGCAUCAACGCCAUGCGCAAUGCUGGCCAACCAAAGUUACUGGAACAUGUCUUUGGUGCCACUAUUCCCAUGCGCGGACGCAUGAUUCACGGCAGAACCCCGAAAGGUGAUCUGUAUGAAGCCUCCCAGGACUACGAUGUCCACGGCAGGGCCAUCUACGCUGUCGACCGCGCGGGUCUAAACAAGCGCAUGCUCGACAUUCUCGAGGAGAUGCCCAACGUCAAGUUCUUCUUCAGCCACAAGCUCACCGGCGCCGAUUUCAAGAAGUGCAAAGCCUGGUUUGAGGUUAUGACCUCUGAGUCUGCCACUGGUCGUGCAAGGGAAAUCGAGAUUGACUUCGACUUCAUGAUUGGGGCUGACGGAGCCCACUCCGCCGUCAGAUACCACAUGAUGAAGUUCGCGCACAUGGACUACAAACAAGAGUACAUUGAUACUCUCUGGUGCGAAUUUCAGAUCAAACCGGCCGAUCCCCCAACAACGGACAGCGCCGGGCCUCACUUCAGAAUCUCACCCAACCACCUUCACAUUUGGCCCGGCAAGGACUUCAUGUUCAUCGCCAUCCCCAGUGAUGAUGGAUCGUUCACAUGCACAUUAUUCCUACCCAACGAGCAGACAGCUGCCCUCGAAAGCAAUCCCGCCAGCCUUCCUGCCUUUUUCGACAAACACUUCCCUGGUGUUACCAAUUUGAUACCUGCCGACGACCUCAUCGCAUCCUUUAAGCAAAACCCGCAUCUGCCCCUGAUCAGCAUCAAGUGCAGCCCUCACCACUUCCAGUCAUCAGCAGUCCUGGUUGGCGACGCCGCCCACGCCAUGGUUCCUUUCUACGGCCAAGGCAUGAACGCGGGCCUGGAAGACGUCCGCGUUCUCUUUUCCACCCUUGACAAGCACAGAGUCUUGGACGAAAAUAACAGCCCCACGGGCGAGGCGAGUGACUCCGAUGCAGCAACUUACCAUAGAUCGGUGGCUUUUGCCGAGUACACGGCCAACCGAGUCCCGGACGCGCACUCCAUCAACGACCUCGCGCUGCAGAACUACGUAGAGAUGCGCGCCUCGGUCCUCUCUCCUCGCUACCGCCUUCGCAAGUGGUUGGAAGAGACCAUGUCCGUCUACCUGCCGGGUUUGGGCUGGCAGACCAAGUACUCCCGCGUCAGCUUCGGAAACGAGAGAUAUUCCGAAGUCGUCGCCAAGAGUGACCACCAGGGCCACGUCCUGAUGAAGUCUUUCGAGGCCCUGGUGUGCAGUCCUUUCGUAGUGGGGGCGGUGUAUCUGUGGUGGAAGCGACCACAGUGUGUUAUGGGUGCCGUUCAGGGGCUGUUGCGGUCGUUACUGCGAGCUUCGGAGAAAGCAUAG
Messenger RNA from Colletotrichum karsti, 1530 nucleotides. Its product is annotated as kynurenine 3-monooxygenase. The coding region runs from base 1 to 1530 and encodes 509 amino acids. The transcript has 4 exons. The record is from RefSeq and is a predicted model, not a curated record. Gene Ontology annotation, biological process: NAD+ metabolic process; L-tryptophan catabolic process; quinolinate biosynthetic process. NCBI's taxonomy places the organism in Eukaryota, Fungi, Ascomycota, Sordariomycetes, Glomerellales, Glomerellaceae. Gene Ontology annotation, molecular function: kynurenine 3-monooxygenase activity; FAD binding; NAD(P)H oxidase H2O2-forming activity. Gene Ontology annotation, cellular component: mitochondrial outer membrane.